Molecule: messenger RNA, 3353 nt
Organism: Microstroma glucosiphilum
Lineage: Eukaryota; Fungi; Basidiomycota; Exobasidiomycetes; Microstromatales; Microstromataceae
Exons: 9
Coding region: 70-3264 (1064 amino acids)
Biological process (GO): GPI anchor biosynthetic process; fungal-type cell wall organization
Cellular component (GO): endoplasmic reticulum
Source: RefSeq, a predicted model, not a curated record
UCCAUAAUCGCCUGCGCAAGCCUUGCCUCUCCUAUUCCCUCGCCGUGUGUAAUGCUCAGACCAUAGACCAUGACGACGUCUUCUCGUAGCUCCAGAAGCAGCAACUCUCCGCCCCUCGUCAGCUUCUCCUGCUCGGCCAUCGCAUGGGCUCACACUCUCCUCGGCUUCGGAGCAUUCUUUGGCGCACUCGUCCUAGCCUUAAGCCUGCACUACAAGAGAGUCGUCAAGAAUGGAGUCGCAGGCUACCCUGAUGAAUGGUGGCCAAGUGUAAGCGCGACCAUCGGUGACUGGCCUCAAGAGCGGUCGAUCCUUCAGAUCUUCAUUGCAAUGAUGUCCGGUCCUCGAUUUGCGCUGGUCUUGCUUUCUGCGCUCCUAGUCUCUCUUUCAACGCCAACCUCAAAACGCUCGCUUCUACUGAUGGCUACAGGGCUGCUGCGCACAUUCUCUUGUGCAGGCUGGGUCUAUUGUACUUCGACGGACUUCCCGUUUGUCCACGACGUAUCGAUGAUCACUUACCUCGUUCUGACUCCAUUCUGGAUGUUCAUCUCUUGGGGAUCCCUGGCUCCUCAGCCGAAUAAGCGGACCGAUCUAGCUCAUCAGGACAGUGACGCUACUACUGUCAAGGCGAGGAGAAACCGCAGAAACACAGCAAUCGCCUUCUUCGCAUCGAUACCCUUCAUGUGCAUCUUUUACUAUCGUCACAAGGUUCUCAAGAUACCCGGAGCAUAUACCAUCUACUCUUUCUUCGAAUGGAACCUAAUUAUUCAGGACCUUCUUUUCGAUUGCUGGGCGAUGUACGACCUGGGCCGUUUGGAGAUUCAUAUCGUCGAAGCUGCAGGCCCUUCGACCGCUCCAACCCUGGGAGGUUCGUGGUGGAGGGGAGGUACAAUCAAAGCUGUCAAAGAGGGAGCUUGGAGUACAGUCCCGCAUCUCGACGUGGGGACCGCUCCAUCAGGAUCCUCAAGUUCGCAGACCUCUAAAUACGAAAGGGCAGAAGUAGAUGCCAUGCUUGACGUCGACAAUGGGAAGACCAAGGGCCUGUCAGCUGCUGAGAGCACUCCACUGAAGUCCACUCUCAGUCUACUAUCCGAUUCCUACAUGGCCUUCCUGUGGUGGACCACCUUGACUGCGUUGCACCCCACUAUCUUCUUCUUUUCCGUCUACAAUCUCUCCAUUGGAGGCCACGAGAUUCUCCUCUUGACUCAGCUGUUUGCCUUAGCUGCCUGUCUGAUCCCCUCUGUGCGCGACUCUUUGCUCACUUCGAAGCAAACGGUCAAGCCGGCCUCAUUCAAGUGGAGGGGCAUGAUGUGGGCGCUCACUUUGAUCUCGAUUGGCAGCUGGUGGAUCCCAGGCCCUCUAGUGAGACUAGGGCUGUGCGGCCUCGCAAGCGCCAGCGCCUCGGUGAUGCAUGCGCUCGAGUGGGGUCUGGCUUGGCAAGGUGGUCAGGAAAAGAUCGCAAAGAAGGUUUUCGUCUGGCUGGUGGGGCUCAGUCUGAGCUCAUUGGCCAAGUACGCCAACCAUAGCAACAACCCCCUAUGGCCCUUCAUGAAUGCAAGCAACGGAGGGCAUCAUAUAUUGGGCCUGGCCGUCGCAGGCCUGUGUCUCUUUGAGGCAUUGAAGAGAAAGGAGGAAGAGUCAGUGCAGCGUACAAGGCAGCCGCAAUCUAAGCAGAGCGAAGCAGCUGCUGCCCUCGGUCUAGGUGCCUUGCUGUUUGCACUGCAUAUGUUCCUGACGGAUUCGGGCAGUAUGAUCGCCUGGGGCUGGACCGGCUAUCCGAUCAAAGGUCCGAUGGCCAUACCUCACGGUUGGAUCAUCUUGACUAUUGCCUUGAUGAGUACAGGUGCCACCAUCCUCAAGCCAUCGCUUGGCUACAACACAGCGCUUGUCGUUCCACUUGCCAUUAGCAACGCUCUGUUGCUCCUUCUCGACGAUUGGUAUUCAUUCGCAGGGGCUGUCGGUACUGCAGCAACACUUCCUUUGCUCGCCUUCCCGCUGGCUGAAACCGCGAUGAGGCAUCACCCAAUCAGAGUGAUGAUGUGGAGCUGGUUCGUGGCGGACUUGCUGACCUUCUUCCAGGUCUUGACCGUCGCAUACGCCUUUGUACCUGGUGGCAUGCCAUUCAGGGAGAGGACAUGGAUAAUGCUCAUCGUGCAGCUCAUCUUGCUUACGGUUGGUCUACGUAACGCAACGCAGCAUUCCCCUGCUGCUCGUGCGUCACUGUCAACAUCCGUGUUGACGGCCGAAGUGAAGAAAGCGAGCCUGGUACUGCUUGCCUCUCUAUCCCUACUGAGCUUCAUUGUCGCUCAAUUGCGUACAGUCGAUCCUGCGACUAUCAAGCCGUAUCGAGCCGAAGACGGCAGCCGGCUUUUCACUGCGGGUAUACAGACUAUCCACUUUGGCCUUGACCAGCUCUUCUACGACUCCUCGCGUAGGAUGUCGACUCUAUACGAGGACCUAUCGCUGGACGUCUUUGGCCUCUUGGAGAGCGAUCUGCACCGUAGCGUGUUCGGCAACCGAGACUUGACGCAGUAUCUUGCAGAGAGCCUCAAGAUGUACGCCGACAUUGGACCCGGACCAGACAAGCACACCUGGGGUGCAGCUCUGUUCUCCAAAUUUCCGAUCAUCAACUCAACGCAUCAUCUUAUGCCUUCCCCAGAUGGUGAAUUGGCUCCAGCUAUUCAUGCUGUCCUCGAUGUCUAUGGCACCCAUGUCAAUGUCUGGGUCAGCCACAAUGGUCAGGAGGAGACGCCUCUCGACCGUGAGCUGCAGACGAAGUACAUCGCUCAGAUGGCAAGAGACACGUACCCGCAACCGCUCGUCGUUCUCUCUUACCUGGUUACCCGCCCGCAUGCCCCAUCCCCUUCGCCUUACGGCAUUCUUUUCCAAUCAGGCCAAGUCUACGACCCAGAGCCAACAGAUCGCGAUCGCUGGUGCCAGUACAUGGGCUUCCGCUCCCUGGAAAAGAUCGGCUACGCGCGCGUCUCGCGCUACACCCUUAGCGAUACCGAGCUGCAAACGGUCAAGCUGCGCGUGCCUCUCCCUGGUCAGGUGGUGGAUCCCGAUAGGGAUGAGCGAGGGAAAUUGGUGACCCAGAGCGAGAUCGACGUACCCCGUGAGGCCCUCUACCCGGACAAGUUCAUCGAUCCGCCUGCAAAGGUGUACAACAAGCACAAGUACACGCCCUUUUACUAUCCCAGGUACUACAUGCCGGGUGAGCCGGAAUUUGACUGGAAUGCCUGGCUCACGGCGGCGAGACAUGGUUAAGCGGAGGCGUGCCGCGUGACACGUGCUUGUUGUGGGGAGUAUGGCCGCCAUCAAAAGUAAUACCAUUUCAUGAGCAUGGUAUCAGAUGA